AAAAAGAGGGGAGUGUUAGAGUGACAGGUCUAAAAACUACGGGAAUCUCAGUAGAAGGUAUUACAGGUCUUGAUGAUUUGGUUUAUUUAUGUGAAGAGGAAGAAGUAUUAGACUCAGUUUCGAGAGAACCAGGUGUUGAAAGUGUUGAUUGA
Messenger RNA from Funneliformis caledonium, 152 nucleotides. The record is from the annotation of a GenBank genome assembly. Lineage: Eukaryota; Fungi; Glomeromycota; Glomeromycetes; Glomerales; Glomeraceae.